This is a messenger RNA of Salvelinus namaycush (lake trout), 2229 nucleotides long. RefSeq names its product constitutive coactivator of PPAR-gamma-like protein 1 homolog. The record is from RefSeq and is a predicted model, not a curated record. Lineage: Eukaryota; Metazoa; Chordata; Actinopteri; Salmoniformes; Salmonidae. Bases 1 to 753 code for a protein of 250 amino acids. The transcript is spliced from 4 exons.
AUGGCCUUAUGGGCCAACGACGGUGUGGCCAGCCAAUCCCUGGGAGCACUGCUGCCUGUGGAUCAGGUGAACAAGGUGAGCAAAUGCGUCGAGCAAUCCCUGGAGGUGCGUACUUGUCCCCACCUCCCCCCCCCCACCCCCACGCAUGCUUUCUAUCCCCAGGGGGAGCCUUUACCCCCCGCCCCACAUGAUGCCUGGCGUCUGCGGGGUGUGAUCUCCACUCCUGUCAUCAGGACCUUCGGUCGAGGAGCCAAAUUCCCCCUCAGAGGCUUCAAGAGCCAGGGAACAUACCAGGUGGGACACGGGACAUACCAGGUGGGACACGGGACAUACCAGAGUAAGCCUACCUACUCCUUAGCCAGUGAGGUGAAGGAGAGGAAGAAGUUGCAGACUGAGGAGAAGGAGAAAUCUCCCGUUAUGCUGUCUUCCGACGGGUCCACUACAGAGAACGGACUGGAGCAGAGAGAGGAGGGACUGGAGCAGAGAGAGGAGGGGGGACUGGAGGAGAGGGAGGAGGAGAGGAGGGAGGAGGGGGAAGUGGAGGAGAGUGAGGUAGAGCAGCUGAAAGAUCAGGUCAUGGAGGUGAGAGAAAGCAGGGCUGUGAAUAUCCAACCAGAAAGUGCCUUUAGCAGCGACUCCAAGAUGUGCAAUACUAACCCCCGCCUAAAUGCACUAAACACAGACAGCGCCUGUCUCAGAGACGCAGCAGAACCUCUGAGUGCAGCCGCCUCUGUCUUACAAACAGAAGAGUAAAAAAGAAACGAUGUUUUUGUAGAGAGGGUGAAGAACGAGUGAGAGGAUGUAAGGAAGCCUACAGUCGCUGUUCCAUAUUGUAUGCAUUCCAAACAGCUCCCUAUAUAGUGCAGUAGUUUUGACCAGAGGCCCCCCCCCCCCCCCCCCCAGGGUUAUACUUCCCAUAGGCCUCUGGUCGAAAGUAGUGCACUACAUGGGCAAUAAGGUGCCAUUUGGAAUACAUUUAUCUUUUCCCCUCUGUAGAGAACAUGAGAAAAUUAAAUUCAGACCCCCUUUUUCGAUGAUGUCAACCGGAUUAAAAAACCCAGAAUGAGGAUAAUUUCUCCUUUUUUAACAAGAGAUCUGAGCAGACCAGUACUAAACAGAAUAAAUACUAUUAGCUAUAGAGGACUGGGCCAGUCAGUCCACUCCACUGUCUCUCCGCUGAUAUCGACAUGAUACGACCGUGAUACGACCAUGGUUCGUGUCCCAAAUGUGACAUCCUAUUCCCUAUAUAGUGCACUUCUUUUGACCAGGACCCAUUAGGGUUGACAAUUGGACUCUGGUCAAAAGUAGUGCACUAUGUAGGGAAUAGGAUGCCAGUCUCAGACUGGUAAAAGAGAACGGUACUUUUACCCUUAUUCUUAAGAUAAUACUGAAGCCGAAAAUACAACGCUUUUGUCUCCUGUUAGUUCCUUAUAGGUUAAGAUGCUCCUCCAGUAUAUACUUGGCACCAUAUAUUUGCCAUUGUAACUUUGUUGUUUUGAGAGUUUUAACAACAGAGAAGCAGAUGGAGUCACAGGAUGCUUCCCAAAUGGCACCCUAGUCCGUAUAUAGUGCACUACUUUUGACAUGGAUAGAUGAAAAUUGAUUUAUUGGAUCAUUUAAAAACACAAACACACGUGGAUAAUGCAUUUAAAAACACACGUGGAUAAUGCAUUUAAAAACACACGUGGAUAAUGCAUUUAAAAACACACGUGGAUAAUGCAUUUAAAAACACACGUGGAUAAUGCAUUUAAAAACACACGUGGAUAAUGCAUUUUAAAACACACGUGGAUAAUGCAUUUAAAAACACAACCACACGUGGAUAAUGCAUUUAAAAAAUCAUGAAAACGUAUUUCCAUUUUGGUCCCCUUUUUAAAUAAAUAUAACAAGUAUUUAAAAAAAUACAACUAGGUUACAAUAGUAGCUACUAGCUAAAUCAGUCUGAUUAGAUCAGCUAAAUUAGUGUGUUUUUAUUUAUUUUAUAUUAUUUAACUUCGAUCAAGUCUGAGUUCUUCUUGAAGCUUCCAGCAGAUGGUCGUGAGGAUCUGUAUGUUCAUAGCUGUACGGUAGAUGGUGAUGACUGGUCAGAGGAGGGAGGCGGUGAUGACUGGUCAGAGGAGGGAGGCGGUGAUGACUGGUCAGAGGAGGGAGGUGGUGAUGACUGGUCAGAGGAGGGAGGUGGUGAUGACUGGUCAGAGGAGGGAGGCGGUGAUGACUGGUCAGAGGAGGGAG